Clarias gariepinus (North African catfish) is the source of this 4038-nucleotide messenger RNA. RefSeq names its product protein phosphatase 1, regulatory subunit 10 (gene ppp1r10). Bases 361 to 2724 code for a protein of 787 amino acids. Gene Ontology annotation, cellular component: nucleus. The record is from RefSeq and is a predicted model, not a curated record. Lineage: Eukaryota; Metazoa; Chordata; Actinopteri; Siluriformes; Clariidae. Gene Ontology annotation, molecular function: metal ion binding. The transcript has 18 exons.
CAUUAAUCGUUUUUUUUUAUCUGCUUUCUUUCAGGUGACGAACCAUCUCUCUCAGAAGCUUUUUCUGUUUGUCGUCGAGGGAUUUUUCCAACUGUAUGAAGAUCCAAAUCCCCCCCAAAUAUUUUUUUCUACUCGAGUAACCGGACAUUUGACUUCUACGGUUUUUUGCUCCAGAUUAUUUAUUCAAGAAGGAAAAGCUAGCAUUCUAGCCACAUCAUUCCCGCCCAUUAAGUCAUUUUCAGUACAAAUGAUGUAGAGUCAAGACAGUUUCAUCUGUCUAAAAAAAAAAAAAAAUUGUUGCUGUUAAGCACACAAUAUUAUAGGUACCCGAGACGCAGAGGAGAGUUAUAAAUAGCUGUAAUGGCAGUGGGCCCAGUGGACCCUAGGGAGGUGCUGAAAGGAGUGGAGCCUCUUUUGGGGAAGGAUGGUGAACUCCGAAGCCUGGAGGGCGUUGCCAAAGUAUUCAGUCUGAUGAAGGCUUCUCAUAAAAUGGUCAGCAGGUGCAUGUACCUGAAUAUCUUACUACAGACCAAGUCACAUGACAUUCUUAAUCGAUUUAUUCGUGUCGGCGGCUACAAGUUGCUGAACUCCUGGUUGACUUAUUCUAAGACGACCUCAAAUACGCCACUACUGCAGCUUAUUCUGCUGACUCUGCAGAAACUGCCUCUCACAGUGGAACAUCUCAAACAGAACAACACAGCCAAGUUGGUUAAGCAUCUGAGCAAGAGCGGGGAGACGGAAGAGCUGAGAAAGCUCGCUUUGGUCCUCGUAGACGGUUGGAUGGCCAUCAUCCGCUCGCAGAGUGUUUCCAGCGGCGCCUCGCCUAACGACAAGAAAAAAAAGAAGGAAGACAUCAAAGUGCGUCUUGAGGUAAAGGCUGGAGAGAAAGCGACGGAGGAGGAGAAGAAAAGAGAAAAGCCAAAGGCUCACGCACCCAGUCAUGCAAAGAUUCGCUCCACAGGUUUAGAGGUAGAGACUCCAACACUGGCCCCUCCAAAAAAGGUCCCCACAGUCCCCCAGCUUGGUGACAAAUACAACAUCAAGCCUGCUGUCCUUAAAAGGCCUAGCUCUUCCCCAUCGGACGCACCACCAGUGGAGAAAAAGUACAAGCCUCUAAACACCACCCCAAACUCAGCCAAAGAAAUCAAAGUCAAGCUCAUUCCUCCACAACCUAUGGAGAGCUUGGGCUUUCUGGAUGCUCUUAAUUCUGCUCCAGUUCCUGGUAUCAAGAUCAAGAAGAAGAAACCUAAGGCAGCCUCUCCUACCUCUAACAAGCCGUGUCCAUUUGAAAGCAAGCCCCAGGCGUACUCAAGCACACAGACCAAACCGUCUUCCCCCGAGGCUCCUGCGUCUCCCCCACAUGAGUCUCAAGAACUGGAACAGCCAGGCACACCCGUCCCCACUGAGGACCCUGAGGCUAUGGACACUGAUAAGCCUAAUGCGCUUGCAGAGCCACGUGGAGAGGAAGAGACCCUUACAAAGAAGGGCAAGAAAAAGAAGAGUGUUCGCUGGGCUGAGGAGGAUCAGCUCAAGGAAGUUUUUUACUUCGAUCUGGAUGAGACGGAGCGAGUAAACGUCAAUAAAAUCAAAGAUUUUGGUGAAGCGGCCAAGCGGGAGCUGAUGAUGGACAGACACACGUUCGAGAUGGCACGUCGACUCUCGCACGACACCAUGGAAGAGAGAGUUCCCUGGACACCCCCGCGACCUUUGACGCUGUCAGGCUGCCUGGUUGCUCCGGGGUCCAACAGCACUGAGAAGCUGACCCAGAGGGACCGAGAGAUGGGCAUCCUCCAGGAGAUUUUCCUCAACAAGGAGAGUGUCCCUGACAGCCCGCAUGAGCCAGACCCAGAGCCUUAUGAGCCAAUGCCACCACGUCUCAUUCCUCUAGAUGAGGACUGUACGACAAUGGAGGACAACUACAUGGAGACUGCCGAUACGACGGCCUCAGGUCCUCCCCCCGCAUCCCAGGAAGGUUCCAAGCUCCCUCCAGUACUCGCUAAUCUCAUGGUCAGCCUAAACAGCAGCCGCAGCCCCCAGUCUCAGAGCAAUGCCCCACCUACCAACAAUUCAUCCGUGAACGUCCAAGAACUUCUCAGCUCCAUCAUGGGUGCUCAGGGGUCUAACCAGUCAGCAGAGGACCUCAUUAAGCAGCCUGAUUUCUCUGACAAGAUCAAACAGCUUUUGGGGUCGCUGCAGCAGAACCAGAACCAGAAUCAGAACCAGCAGGGCAAUGCUCCACCCAUGAAUGCUGGACUGCUCGGCCAUGGUCCGAACAUGAACAACAACAUGAACAUGCAGAUGCCCAUGAACGGCGGUUUCCCACCGAACAAGCCCCCUGGCGGACCUCAUUUCGGGCACCCUCCCCCUCCCCACGGACACGGACCCCCAUUUGGCGGAGGAGGGCCGCGCAUGAUGGGCCCGCCGCCCGGACCUCAGGGCAGGGGAGGAGACAACGGAAACUAUUGGGGAGACGACUCUAUGCGGGGAGGACCACACCGGGGUGGUCAUUUCCAUCGCGGGAGAGGAAGGGGAGGAGACCAAGGAUUCCGAGGACGGGGUGGACGAGGGGGACCACGUGGAGGACACAACAACAUGGGCGACAUGUCCAAAAGACCAGUAUGUCGGCAUUUCAUGAUGAAAGGGAACUGCAGAUAUGAAAAUAACUGCGCAUUCUAUCACCCGGGUGUGAACGGUCCUCCUCUACCUCCUCAGCACGGGCAUUAACUUUAUUCCAGACCUCAGACCUCUCUUCUCAACCCUGAACAAUUACACUGUUGGUGAUCCUGCCAUGUACUUUCACUAGAGGGCAGUAGAGCACAUUUUGAAGACUUUAAGGAAAAAAAACAAAGUCCGUUUUCAUUCAGUGUUUACAGCUCCUGGAUCAGAGACUAUAAGAAACGGCAACAGUCCAGCCGGACCGCCACGUGGCUUUCCCUUUUCCGUUUCUAUGGAAACUGAAGGCUAUUAAUGACUGAUUACAAAAGAACAAGCUAAAACCUGCAGUGAUUGUGUGUAAAUAGGCUCUUCCUGUGUAAAUACAGAAACUCAGUGUUAAGAUCACUUUUUUGUAGAUAUUAUAAAUUAUAUAAAUGUAUAGUUUUUUUUUUUAGUGGUCAUGUUUAUGACACUGAUUUAAAACUGCUGAAGAAUGUGCCACUCUUUAAUGACCACUAUUGCAGCUUAUUUUUGAUUUACACUGUUCUAAGUUGUGUUUGCUUGGAGGUACCAAUGAUGUAUGUUUUUUUUUUUUUAUAUUAUUAUUAUUUCGAGACUAUGAAUUUGGUUCAGCACUACAGAACCUUCAAAUUGUGAAUGUGUCCCCAUUUGUAGACCUUUUUUUUUUAAAAAACUAAACAAAAAAAACUGUAAGUGUAGAACGGGUGUAAAAUGUGCCGUUUCCCCGUUUCAUCACCAGCACAUUCUAGCACCUCUCUCUAUUUUUAUUCUGAAGUCUAUUGGACAAACAGCUGUUUCCUCAGCAUCCUGUAAUCUAAAGCUGUAUUCACACAAACACACAAGCAUAGAUAAGUGUGUGCCUCAUUAUAACGUUCCCCAAAUUGCUAUUAAUGUUUAAAUACUAUAAACCGAACGUGUUAAAAAACAAAACAAAUUGACAAUCAGGACAAUUAGGAUGGUAUCAUUCGUUGUCAUUUCAUUCUGUCCAUCUGUCUGCGUCUGUGUGUGUCACACACACACUUAUGCUGGGACAAGUCACAAGUUGCGCCUAUCCUCAUACACCAGUGCUGAGCUGAGCCUAAGGCUCUGAACCACUCUCUGGGCCAAUGCUAGUGUUUUCUGUGAAAACAGUGGCCAUUGUGUCUCUUGUGGGACUACAUUGUUUUUCUUUCUUUCUCCUGUUUUUAUUUUUUGUAAAAAUCAGGAUUUUUUUCCUUCACCUCUAUACAAUUGAGGUUUUGUUUGUGUUUAUAGAGGUAUGUGUGAGUACCAGUAUCUUUCAAAGACACACAUUUAUAAACAUAAAAUCCGUUAAUGUUUUUUUUUACAUGUAUUAAUAAAUGUUAUAAAAUUGUUAAGUAA